Messenger RNA from Hibiscus syriacus, 670 nucleotides. RefSeq names its product blue copper protein-like. Gene Ontology annotation, molecular function: electron transfer activity. Lineage: Eukaryota; Viridiplantae; Streptophyta; Magnoliopsida; Malvales; Malvaceae. Bases 59 to 574 code for a protein of 171 amino acids. The transcript is spliced from 2 exons. The record is from RefSeq and is a predicted model, not a curated record. Gene Ontology annotation, cellular component: plasma membrane.
CUUUAUUUCUCUGCUUCUAUAAUCUUAUUUUGUAUAUUUUCUUAAGUAAAAUAAGAAAAUGGCAAGCUUAAGUGUGGGAGUGGCAUGUGUUUUGGUAGUUGCGAGCAUGGUCGUGCCAAGCUUGGCCACAGUUUACACAGUGGGUGACACCUCUGGGUGGACAAGUGGCGUUGAUUAUGGCACAUGGACUAAAGGCAAGACCUUCAAAGUUGGUGAUACCCUUGUCUUCAAUUACCCAACCAUGCAUACAGUGGAUGAAGUAAGUUCAAGUGAUUAUAGUACAUGCACCGUGGGUAAUGCAAUAAGAUCAGAUAAGAGUGGAGCCACCACUGUCACUCUCAAGACUACCGGAACUAUUUACUUCAUUUGUGGUGUUCCCGGCCAUUGCACCGAUGGCAUGAAGCUCGCCAUCAAAGUUGGGUCCGGCAGCUCAACAACAGCGACGACGACAACAACAAACUCGGAUUCAUCGUCAGCUUCACCGAACCGAUCGCCAUUUGCGGCUUUCUUCACAACUUGGGUUGCGUCAUUAGUUAUCCUGAUCAUAAAUAUAAGCGUCAUUAGUUUUUAUUGAGUAUCAUUGUAAUUUUCUUUAUCAUGAACUUGAAUUAACCCCUUUAUAUAUUACAAUAGCAAUCGUAUCAAAUAAAUUAAACUCAGUUUUAAAUUA